This is a messenger RNA of Quercus robur (English oak), 2094 nucleotides long. RefSeq names its product protein PIGMENT DEFECTIVE 338, chloroplastic. The record is from RefSeq and is a predicted model, not a curated record. Bases 120 to 1718 code for a protein of 532 amino acids. Lineage: Eukaryota; Viridiplantae; Streptophyta; Magnoliopsida; Fagales; Fagaceae. Gene Ontology annotation, biological process: RNA stabilization. The transcript is spliced from 8 exons. Gene Ontology annotation, molecular function: RNA binding.
UGGACAAAACAAAUUAGUAACAUACUAAAGAAAACGUUGAGUCUGCAAUCUGCAGGAGCAAGUAGAAAGUAGCCAAGGCCUUUCGAAGUUAGAAACAGAGCUGAUGAUAAGAUAAGAAGAUGCCACUUCUUUUUCUUCUUCAACCCUGUAAGUCUCUUUCUUCUCCCAACUAUUCUUUACCGGUUAACAAUUUCACAUUCACUAUCCACAACAAAGUAUUUCCAAGCAACCCCACUAGAUGCCCAGCUCCAAAACCCUCCAAAUUUCAAACAUUUUCCACUGUUGGGUCUCUGAUAUUUUCUAAGAAUAAUUUUCCAAUUUGUGGAGGUACCCAUGUUGCCUUUUGCUCUAGGAAUGAGGUUUUUGAUGGUUUUUCGAGUACCCAGUUGCCCCAAAAGCCUCCAAAUAAUUCUACUAAAGAUGAUGAGGAGCUUGAAUUGCUAAAUAAGCCUUCCCCAUUUCCUAUAGAUAAUUAUUUUGACUCAGAAUCAGACAAGGAGUCUGAAAAACCUGAUAAAGAUGAGGCUUUAGCGCCUUUUUUGAAGUUCUUCAAGGGGGGAGAUUCUGAGGAAGAAAUGAAAGAAGUAGAUGAGGGAGGUGUGUUAGUAUUAGAGGAAAAAAAUGACGAGGAUGGUAGGAAUGAGGAAGGUAAGAAGGUUGCUGUUGAGUACUAUGAGCCCAAACCUGGUGAUUUUGUGGUGGGGGUGGUGGUUUCGGGUAAUGAGAAUAAGCUUGAUGUGAAUGUGGGGGCAGACUUGUUGGGUACAAUGUUGACAAAGGAGGUGCUUCCCUUGUAUGACAAGGAAAUGGAAAACUUGUUAUGUGAUAUGGAUAAGGAUGCCAAAGAGGUUAUGGUUAAGGGGAAGAUGGGAAUUGUGAAGAACGAUGAGGCAUUGAGUGGGAGACAGGUGCUUGGAAGGCCUGUUGUUGAGAUUGGAACUGUUUUGUUUGCAGAGGUUCUUGGGAGAACACUUAGUGGUAGGCCAUUGCUUUCUACUAGACGGCUGUUCCGGCGGCUUGCCUGGCAUCGAGUGAGGCAGAUAAAACAACUCAAUGAACCCAUUGAGGUUAGAAUAACAGAGUGGAAUACUGGAGGCCUUCUUACAAGAAUUGAGGGAUUGCGAGCUUUUCUUCCCAAAGCUGAGUUAUUGAAUAGAGUGAACAACUUCACUGAGUUGAAAGAAAAUGUUGGACGUCGGGUAUAUGUGCAGAUUACUAGAAUUGAUGAGGCUAAAAAUGACUUAAUAUUGAGUGAGAGGGAAGCUUGGGAAAUGUUAAACCUUAGAGAGGGAGCACUUUUAGAAGGGACUGUUAAAAAAAUCUUCCCGUAUGGAGCUCAAAUAAGGAUUGGCGAAAGUAACAGAAGUGGGUUGCUGCAUAUCUCAAACAUCACCCGUGCCCGAAUUACUUCUGUCAGCGACUUACUUGUGGUUGAUGAGAAGGUUAAAGUUCUGGUUGUGAAGUCAAUGUUUCCUGGCAAAAUAUCUCUCAGUAUUGCCGACCUUGAAAGUGAGCCUGGCCUAUUUAUUUCAAACAAAGAGAAAGUAUUUGCUGAGGCUGAUGCAAUGGCAAGGAAGUACAAGGAAAAGCUACCUUCUGGUUUAGCCCCUCAUAAGUCGGAACUCCCUCCAACCAAUGCUUUACCCUUUGAGAAUGAGGUAAGAAUGUAUGCAAAUUGGAAGUGGUUCAAAUUUGAAAGAGAAUAUGAACCAGCGUGACCCUUAAGGUUGCCCUGUGACACCAUCAAAUUAGAAAAAAGGGAGGGCUCAGACCUUGCUAUCCUCCCCUAACCCACACACACCCCAUGAUGAAAAAAAGUAAAUAACUCUCAAGUCUCAACAAGGCCAUUAUACUCUCGAAUUCACAAAAAUCAAGUUAUUCAGCAUGUAUUGCAAUUAGAUCACAAGCCAUUGAAAAUCUAUGGAGACAUGAGCAUAUGUUGUUCUCGCUGUUGACAUAGUUUUCCACUUUAUUAUUCCAUACAAAUGUGUAAUAUGAUGAGUCAAAAUAUUCUCAGUUGUAGUUGCAAACCUUGUCCUUGGUGUUGUUUUUGUUUUCCUAUGGAAAUGAUUAGAUUGAUUUUCUUCUGAUUCA